AUGGCAGCCGAAUGGAGAAAUAAAUGCCGAAAAAAGAUUAUAAAUCGGUAUAAGAGUAUUGUUGGACGCCAGCGAAGGCACCAAAGGUCAGAAAUGGAGAGCAAUUACGUCAUGGUUGAGGCAAUUAUGAACGAGCUGCGAAGCACGAGGCAGCAAACGGAGUGGUGUGAUUUGUAUGAUCGGUGCACUUUCAAAAACAAACAAGACAUCGAUAAUGCGGACAUUAACCUCAGCAGCAACAACAACAUCAUCAACAACAACAAAAACAACGAAAACAACAACAACGACACAAAAAUAAACCAGGAUUCAUUCAAGACGGCGAACGACGCCAUCAAGUGCUUGCGUAGGAUCAUUCUCAACGUCCUAUCACAUCGGUUCCCCGCUGAAGAGGACACAACCAGCAGCAACAUCAACGACAUCAGCGACUGCAAAGAUGUACAUUACCCUGAUUUUAAUUUAUUUUCAUCCUCUUCAUCCCAAUCGUCAUUCCAAGACAAACGAAAUAGGAAAGACAUGAGAAUGCCGAUGUUACUAAAGAGGCCUGGGAUGAAUUUGGAACAUUUGAAAAAUCUAAAUAAAGUAGCAGUAGCGCCAUUUAAUAGCACUUUCCUCGCCACCAACCACAACAGUAAAACAACUGCAUAUGUCAUUAAUCCAACGACAUCAUCGCUCUAUUUUAAAGAUAAUUUGCUAACCUCAAGUUUACCAAACGAAAUAAAAUACAAUGAAAAGAAGAUUAACAGCAAAGACGUUGAUAAAAACAUCAAUAGCAGUACCGACAGUAACAACAAAUUGAAAGCGAGAAAGCACAUACUAUCCAGCCAGCAGAACAACUCCGCCUCAAAAUCAUUUGAUACCUCGGUUAAAAGUUCAGCCGAACAUCAUGACGGCCAGGAGAGGACUCAAACAAUUUUAGGACGAAGCGUCUCAAUGAUGAGAUUGGCUAAAAGUCUGUCUAACUUGAAGACGAACAUCAACGGCUUUAGCAAAUCGGCCAUCGCACCACUAGUCCAAGAUGGCGACGAUGACGUCAUUCAUAACAAUGAUGACGUUGACGAGUAUAAAAAUAAUAAUAAUAAUAAUAACGACGUUAAUGAGUAUGAACAUGAAGCAUAG
Molecule: messenger RNA, 1116 nt
Organism: Helobdella robusta
Lineage: Eukaryota; Metazoa; Annelida; Clitellata; Rhynchobdellida; Glossiphoniidae
Exons: 2
Coding region: 1-1116 (371 amino acids)
Source: RefSeq, a predicted model, not a curated record